AUGGCGACUACCAAGGUGCCUAUUUACUCGACCAACGAUCUCAAAGCUGCUAUCGAUGAGGCCGUAGUCCCCUACUUGACCAACCUCCCGGCGCCCUACACCUUCACCCAAGACCACAGCAAGACCAACACACGCUUCGCACUAGGGUACAGUGCCGUCGCGAUCGCGGCGUUCACAUUCUAUGUUGACCGCAAGCUAGGCUGGGAGGCCGCUAAAUCGACAUGGGUCUUGGCCGCCGUUAUUGGGUACUUCAUACUCAACUCAGCCCUCACAUACUGGAUUCUCUACGUUGAGAGUGGGGAGGUAUUUCGCGGAAAGCGAAAGACUGGGGAGACGAUAUCUUUCUCCUCUUCAGUGGUUAAACACUCCGUCUCUUACAAAUUGCACAUCCAAUACAAGUCUCCUACUGGCAAGGUCCUACAGGACAAGCACCUCGAAGCUCCAUUUACCUCAUGGUUUUCGGCAGAUGGCGUGUUCCACCCGGAGGCGUACCGACGCUGGUUGGCAAGUGAGGUUGAUGUACUCAGACUUGCAGCGAAGGCAAAGGAGAAUGAGAAGAAGAACUCCGGUGAUUCCGGACGCUAA
Messenger RNA from Penicillium verhagenii, 585 nucleotides. Its product is annotated as signal peptidase complex subunit 2. Gene Ontology annotation, biological process: protein targeting to ER. The record is from RefSeq and is a predicted model, not a curated record. The coding region runs from base 1 to 585 and encodes 194 amino acids. The transcript is spliced from 3 exons. Gene Ontology annotation, cellular component: signal peptidase complex; membrane. NCBI's taxonomy places the organism in Eukaryota, Fungi, Ascomycota, Eurotiomycetes, Eurotiales, Aspergillaceae.